GACGAGGCCAGUCUCAUGGGAUAGCCAUGACUUGUCUUCAUGACAGCUAUGUCACUCAGCCCUCUCUGCAGUGACCCCUGCACAGCAAAGGAUGCUGGGAAAUAAUGAGCACUUUUAUCCCGGUCAGGAUGACAAAGAUGGGGAGGAUGAGGAGGAGGAAGAGGAGCAGGGAGGAGAAAACACAGACGGGGAAGAUGGACGUGACUCGGAGAAUGGAGGGUUAGAGGGUCUGGAUGAGGAGGACAUGACGAGAGGACGACAAUCCUGGGAAGGGAAAGGUGGCGAGGUGGUGAAACCAGCUGCCAUAGUGAUCGGCCGACAGAGAGCGGACAGGCCGCUGAGGCCGGGCCAUCGAGGAUUCGGUUACAUGUCAAAUCAAGCUCCGUUACACCACCAAGCAGCCAAUAAGCAGCAGCAGCAGCAUCCUUUCAAUGCAGCCAAUCAGCAGCCUCAUCACCCUGGCCUGAAUGCGCUGCAGAAGAGACGAGCUCCCAUGGAGCGCAGCAUGACCACGAUGGCUCCUCUAGAGGACACCUUCCUGACAAUGAUGGUGUUUCGUAUUGGAAUUCCAGACAUCAAACAAACAAGGUGUCUCCAGUUUGACCAGGACUGCACGGUGUGGAGCGCCAAGCAGCAGAUCGUCCUCACCCUCAGCGAGUCACUGUGGGACGUCUACAAUUACGGCCUCUUCCAGCCAGCUGGAGACGGACGGGACGCCAAGUUCCUGGAGGAGGAGCGGGCCCUGCGAGACUACUCCCAGUCCUUUGAGAAAGGCGUGCCUUACCUGGAGUUUAGGUACAAGACCAGAGUUUAUAAACAGACCAACCUCGAUGAGAAGGCUCUUGGAAAGCUCAGCACAAAGGCCAGUCUAAAGAAGUUCCUGGAUUAUAUUCAGACUGGAGCAACAGAGAAAAUAGCAAAAGUCCUUGAUAAAGGUCUUGAUCCAAAUUUUCAUGAUCCUGACACCGGAGAGACCCCGCUGUCUGUGGCAGUGCAGUCAGGGCUGCCAGUGGAGGGCAUCAAGGUGCUGGUUCAGGGCGGCGCUCAUUUGGACUUUAGGAGCAGAGACAGCUUGACACCAGUGCACAAAGCUGUGAGGGUUCAUAAUCACGCUGGGUUGCUGGCUCUCUUGUCCCUCGGAGCGUCUCCUGACUACAAAGACCGGUGUGCCCUGACCCCGCUAUACCAUACUGUGCUGAUAGGGGGCGACACGUCCUGCUGUGAGACCCUGCUCUACUACGGAGCGAGACUAGGGACAAGGGAUGAGAAUGGUUGGGAUGAGUCCCAUCAGGCUUGCCAGAAUGGCUUUGCCCAGCACUUGGAGCAUCUGCUGUUUUAUGGGGCAGACACCACUUCUCAAAAUGCCUCAGGGAACAGUGCACUUCACAUUUCUGCCAUGUACAACAAGGAGAGCUGUGUCCGCGUUCUUCUGUACCGGGGAGCAAACAGGGAGGCAAAGAACAAACAUGGUCAGACCCCCUUUCAGCUAGCUGUAGUUUCUGGUCACUUUGAACUCGGGGAAAUCAUCAAAAACCACAAAGAUUCUGACGUAGUGCCCUUUUUGGAAUCGCCAAAGUUUGUUCCCAAAAGAAAUGAGAGCGCCCACACACUGCCUCUCCCCUCGCUCCAUUCCCACCACCUACUGCGUGCUAACAGUGAUAGCACCAUGACCCAGUCUGACCCUCUGGCCCUCCCCAUCAAGGCUGCAACCAAUCCCAACCCUGGACAGGUACUGAAGACCAUUAGAAGCUCCAGCAGUCCCAGAACUCGGACCCGCUCCCCAUCCAGAGGGAGAGGAGGCCAAAGUGACACAGAGGAGAGGCACCGGCAGCCGCGAGGUAGACAGGGGUAAGUAAGCUCAACCUCUGCGGGCGGCGGGGGAGGUCACAUAAAGCGCAUGUACAGUGCGGUGCCGGGUCGGGUGUAUGUGGCCACACGCGCCCACUCUGCUGGUGGAGACAGGGAGCUCUCAAUCAGCAAAGGGGAUAAAGUUAAAGUAUUGAGUGUGGGAGAGGGGGGAUACUGGGAGGGAACAGUGAAAGGUCGCACUGGCUGGUUCCCCUCAGACUGUGUGGAAGAAGUGGCGGCUCCCACCAGAGACAAUCGAUCAGAGACGCGUAGCGAGAAAGCCAAGAGGAAGCUUUUCCGAAACGUCACUGUCGGAGCCUACGACGGCACCGACGGCCCCAGUGACUACAUCAUUAAGGAAAAGACAGUGCUCCUACAGAAGAAAGACAAUGAGGGCUUUGGCUUUGUGCUCAGGGGAGCCAAAGCUCAGACUCCCAUAGAGGAGUUCACUCCAACGCCAGCGUUUCCCGCGCUGCAGUACCUGGAGUCAGUCGAUGAAGGGGGUGUGGCGUGGAGGGCGGGCCUGAGGAUGGGGGAUUUCCUCAUCGAGGUCAACGGCCAAAAUGUGGUGAAGGUUGGCCACCGGCAGGUGGUCAACAUGAUCCGCCAGGGGGGCAACAGCCUCAUGGUGAAAGUUGUGAUGGUUGCUCGGAAUCCUGAGCUGGAGGAUACCACCCGGAAGAAGGCCCCACAGCAGACGAAGAGACUGACUCCUCCUGCCAUUGCCCUGCGCUCCAAGUCAAUGACAUCAGAGCUGGAAGACAUGGUGGAGAAAGCUGCCUCUCCAUGGAAAAAGAAAGCAGAUUACGAGUCCUCUCAGGUUCCUGAUAAGAAAAGGACAGUCUAUCAGAUGGCACUAAAUAAACUGGAUGAAAUCUUGGCUGCUGCCCAACACACUAUUACACCAGACAACCAGGGCCAGAGGGGUCAUGGAGGCAAGAGGGACCGGAGCAAGAGCAUUGUUCCCAAUGUCUCCAAUGAGCAACCGUAUGAGCAGCAGUCAGCCAUGAGCAUGGUGCAGCAAGGACCAGGUUUCGGCUACAACCAAGCUCAUUUUCAACCAGGCCACGGUCCUCAGCAUGCAGUCAUGAUGCGUCAAAAAUCUAUUGGUAUAACCGAGGAGGAGAGGCAGUACUUACACCCCCCUGCUAUGAAGCUGGCUCGCAGCCUGUCAGUGCCGGGACCGGAGGAAAUCCCCCCACCCCCAAACACAUCUGCUCCAGAACCACCUUUAUCUGCAGGCCCUCAUCCUGGGAGAGGGCCUGCUAUGCCCAUACCCCCUGUAUCUCAAGCCCACUACCAGGCCCACUCCCAGCCAGGGCACUCUACUCAAGCUGGCUGGGAGAGGGGAGGCACUGGUGGGAUGAAUCAGCAGGUCCCUACUCUCAGGAGACAAUCGGAGGGACCGGAGGCAUCCAAGAGAGGUGGUGGCAAGAUGGGAGGGUUACGGAGAGGCUAUAGCAGCGCUACGCCACCAACAAGCGCUAAACCUAAGGCCCCACAGGCACCGCAACAUCAAGCGCACACCGCCAACCGGGAGCAGGGUGGAGGAGUUGGCAGGGGCGGAGCCAGAAGGGGUGGUCGAGGGGCUUUGAUGAAGCAGUCAAAAGUGGAAGACGGGCUGCGACAACAAAGAGGUAAAGGAGCUGCUGCAAAAGAGAAGAGUUCGAUCCCCAUUCCUACCAUUAUCGUCAAAGCGCCCUCAACAAGCAGCAGUGGCCGUAGCAGCCAGGGAAGCAGCAUGGAAGCUGACGCCUCCCAGGAUGUAGUCGACCACACCUCAGCUGAUGCAACCCCAGACAUCCCCAACACCAGUCUACCAUCACCUCUCACCUCCUCACCACCUCAGCCCCCGACAUCCUCUCCCUUGCCUUCGUCAACUGUCGCCCCCUCUGUUUCCUCACAUCAAAACCUGGAAAACUUGGAUUACACUUCAAUUUUUGGUACAGCCUUUGGGGGAGGAGGAGGAGCACGCAGGGAAAGAGAACGUUUUCGAGAUAUGAGAAGAAAGAGCGCUUCUUUCUUCCUAUCAUCUGAGGAGGAUAUUCAAGGAGAGGCAGGAGGAGGAGCAGGAGAUGGAGGAGGAGCCCUAGGGGUAAGAAUUCAGCCUCUGCAGGGCUCACAAGUGGAUGUACCCAUGCCUCGACUCCGGCCCUCGAAGUCUAUAGAUGAGGGCAUGUUUUCUGGAGACAACUACGUCAACUAUUCCAGCAGCAUGCCCCCAGCCUUUGGCCUGCCUGAGUAUUCCUCCCCUGUGCUUGGUCAGGAUGGACAGCCCAAGUCUGCUCCCUCGGUGUACGGCGCUCAGCCAACUACUACUUUCAUCCAUCCGCUUACAGGAAAAGUUCUCGAUCCUUCAUCACCGCUUGGCCUGGCCCUAGCUGCAAGAGAAAGAGCCUUAAAAGAUGACCGCCGGACACGCCGAGAGGACAGACACUUUGGUCGGCAGAUGUCCACUGUGGGAGCAUUCCCAACCCCUGCUCAGACCCCAGCUUCUUCCCUUUUUGCAACCCCCACGCAAUCAACCUACACUUCACCUGUGUCGCUCCAACUAAGCUCCACCACCACCUCGCCUGCAUCUCUGAGCCGGCCACAGUCACCAAGGAUAUUACGUUUGGGAGGAGGAAGUGGGGAUAGGACUGAGAGAGAAAAGGAAGGAGGGCCCAGAGAGGGUCUUCGAGUUCGCUUUUCAGAGGACAGAACCAAUCAAUAUUCAACCCAGUAUUACCCACAGAGUCCCAGGGAGAGAGAAAGAGAAAAGGAGUUGUACGACAGCAGACCUGCUUCAUCCAUGCAGCCUCCUCCACCUCCGGCUCAACCUGCCCCCCGCAGACCUUCCUUUCUGCAGAUGGACAGCACUUCAAACACCAGCUACAUCCCUCAGUACACUGUCCCCACAGCCCAAGCACAGACAGAUCAAGCUAUGGGAGAUGUAAGAGCAGGGUCGGGUGGAGGUCUAGGACUGAUGGUUCUCCCCCCACCAGCUCCGUCAAUAGACGCAGAUGAUGAGUUUGUUUUUGCUGAUCCCUUGCCCCCUCCUAUACAAUUUGCUAAUGGUAAAAGAGAGAGAAGCCAGGAGUUUACUCAGCGCCAUCAACACCCAAGUCAACACCCAAGUCAACACUCUGCUGCUGUUGCUCCACCUGCCCCACCACCUCUUCCAUCUCCCAAGCCCUCAAAUGUUCCCCAGUCCUCUUCACAGGGUGGUGACUCUGCUACCUCCAGCCUUACCUCCUAUGACAGCGAGGUAGCCAACCUCACACAGUCAGCUCUCUCUCCAGCUUAUCCAUCCCCUCAGAUAUUCCCCCCUUCGUCCAAUACUACCACCACCUCUAAUGCUGCUCUGCCUCCUUCACUACACAGACCUCAGCCUAUGUCCCAUUCUCAUGCCUAUUACAGUGGCGUUAACGACCCCUCAGUUGGUGGCCACACUAUUUCCCAGGACAGAGGUACGGCUGCCCUAACCCCCACCAUGACAUAUGCUACCACAACCAUGACAGCCACUGUUGCCGCCACCACUACAACCUCACAUGCAUCCUCUGACUACAGCAUCGGCCUGGCUGGGCCCAAGGCUGGCCUCACCGCCGGGGGAAAAGCUGCAGACCACACUCACCACACCAAUAUUAUAUCCAGGAGCGGAGACUGGCAAGAUGGUGUGGUGGAUUCGGGGAUUGAGGAGCUGGACAGUCACAGCAGCAGCGACCACCAUUUAGAAAUGCUGGGACUAAUUGGUUUGAGAGGAGAGAGGGGAGGGGUUGGAGGAGACGGGCGAGGAGGAGAGAUGGAGAAAAGUAGCGAACAUCAGGAUCCCUGUACAACCUACUCAGGUGGGCAAACAUUUGAGGUGCACAGUGCCAAACUGGCAAACCCUGUGUUUCCAAAGAUGACUCAUUACAAGGACGGAGGAGGGAGGGGCCAGUCUGUAGCACUACGCAGGCAGAACAGCACCAACCCUGCUCCACUGCAGUUGCACAGACAAAGCAACCUAGAGGACGCCAGGUUAGAUGAAGCUCUCAUAGAUGAGAGGAAGCUUAAGCAGAGUCGAUCCAAAAUGGAAGAUGGCUUUAGCACAGCUCUGGCCGCCUGCUUAGAAAGACCUAUUGACACCCGGUCGGUUGCCUGGGGUGAGGUCGAGGAGCAUGAGCAAGGUGGAGGAGUCCAAAGAGGUGGAAUGGUCUUGGAGGGCCGCAGGCUGCACUCACCUCUUUCUGGUGUGAAGGCCAGCAUCAUCACUGAACUAAGCUCCAAGCUGCAACAGAUGAGUACCAUGAAGAGCAUGGAUGACUGGAGCCACACUCCAAAAUCACCCACCAUGCAUAGGUAUUCAGCAGAUUUUACUGAUGCGUAUAACAGCCCCCCCACCGGCCGCUCCACCUCGCCAUUACCCACCUACUCCCCACAGCACCGUCAGAUUCUGACACCCAACCUUUCGGCCACCCCUACUAUGUCCCCUACUCAUCAAGUACCAGUUCAGCGGAGUUGGACCCGAUCCCCUUCCCCACAAAUGCCUACAUCUCCGGUUCUUUCCCACCCUCCCCAUUCCCCGACCUACUGCCCAUACCCAACAUCGCCGAAGCAUCGCUCCAAGUUCCGUAGACAGACUUUUGAUUUCCAGUGCAGUCCCACUAAGGAGAUGCGGUCCUCCGUCUCUCGGCGCCGUGCUCCAAGCCCUCUCAUCUAUAACACCGAACAACCAAACCCCACCCCGCCUAGGCCCACCUCGCUCCCCAUACUUCCCACUACACCUGUCUACAACAACCCGUUUGACUUUCCCGGGCCCCUCACUCCUCCUUCACCUGGCCUCCCUCUAGGAGACACCUACCAGGCCUCAACAUCUCCAUUGUACUCCCCAGCCGGCGUUCCAAGCCAAAAUCCCCUACUUGUCUCCCGCUCUCUCUCCCCCACCCACUUUCUCUCUGGAGCCUCCUCCCCAAUGCAUUUGCCCCUCAGCCCGUCUUGUCUCAACUAUCCCCAUCUCACCCCUCCUCCACCAGCCAAACCCUUUGCCGUCAAACCCCUGCCCUUCUGGACCAAGUAUGACGUUGCAGACUGGCUGGCUUAUCUAAACCUGAGUGAACACAGGGAGCGUUUUAUAGACAAUGAGAUUGAUGGAUCGCAUCUGCCUUCGCUCACCAAGGACGACUUCUUGGACCUGGGAGUGACACGAGUGGGACACCGAAUGAACAUCGAGAGGGCACUGAAGAAACUCACUGACAGGCGGCUCUCUUCUCCUUUUCAUCUCACUACUUCUCCCCGAGACACAGACUGAGAGAGCGAAGGGGAGAGACUGAACAGUGGACAUCAACAGGCUGAAUUAAGACAGUUCUGGACAUGUGUGUGUGGGGGGGGAGGCUGUUUAGAAUUUGCUUCACAUGUAAAGACUAUUGUUGUGAAACUUGUGGAUUUCUGGUCAAGGAAGGGUACGAAGAAAUGAAGAGUACACGAAAACAACGCUCUCCAACUGAAGGAUUCUGUAAAACUUUUGAUGGACAGGCAUUUAAUUAACACACCGUUUUGUGCUGUAAAAGACAAGUACGCUCACAUCGAGUGCACCGAUGGACUUUCGCACCGUCUGCGGCUCAGCAGCACUGACAAAACUUAUGUCUGUGUUCGAAGAAAAGUUGAAAAGGUGCAUCUUAAAGGGUGAACCCCUAUAAAGUGUUGUUUUCUGGUGAAAAGAGAAACAUUAGAGCCACAUCGUGACAUCAGUUUUGUAGCUUUAAGCAUAUGGGUGUGAGUACUGCAGCCAAAGUCAGAAUAUGAGAUAAAGGGGUUUUGUUUGUAAAUGAUGCUAGAGGAAAAUGAUAGACAACAAUAGUAUUCUUUUUAUAUAUAUAUAUUUGCCAUAUACCCCCAAAGGAUUCCCCCAGUAGGCUUUGUAUGUACGUACUUUGCGAGCACUAAAUAUAUCUUACAUGUUAAACUGGAUUCACUAUUAGUAGAACCAUUUGUUUUGUACUAAGUGCUGAUCGCAAUCAUUCAUUUCAAACAGGUCAGGGUAUUUUAAACUGUUGAAGUGAAGGUAUGAAUAAUGAGGGCAUACAGAUGUUGAUACACUGUUGGUAGGAAAUGUGCUGCUUUUAUUUUCCUAAUCAUUCUCUAGAAAGGAGAGACAGUAUUUGAGAGCAUCUGAAACAGGUCUGCAUGUGACUUCAAGCUGCAAAUCGCUCUUUUGACUUAAUGGGCGUUCACGGCCAUAGCACAGGUCAAGGGAUGGAUCCAUCCUCUCUGAUGCCAUAAUGUUGAGCGCUCUCUCUCUCACACAGCAGGUGAUCAAAAAGGGCUUUUUACGGCUACUCUGUCUGCCUGACUUCCUCAACCUUCAGCCCCUGUGAGUCUGUGUGUGUCUGAUUUUGUGCGUGCGUGUUCGUUGGCCUGCGUCGGUGGCUAAAUGCUUCCCCUGACCUUCACCUUUUUCGAUUUCUAAGGCCUUUUCCAAAACAUAUUUAUAACAGUCAGCGAACAAGUCUUUUCUCACCAGUUGACAAUCCCAUGUUUCCCUGUUUCACACAUAACCCUUCAAAAGAAAACACUCUGACCCACUUUAAAAAAAACAUGUUAUUUUUUCCAAAGUCAAAACUGUAUAUGUUUCAUAGAGGUGAACAUGAAUACCCUGCAUUUCUUUUUUUAACAUGCCAGUUUAGCCGUUCCUUGCAGAGAAUUCAACACAUCAUUUAUAGAUCUAUAUGUAAUGAUGAUGAUGACAAUGAUAAAAAAUAUAGUAUAAUAAAGAUAAUAUUAUUAAGUAUUUAAUCAUUUUUAAGAAUCCCUGUCCUCCAGAUAGUGUGGACAAAUUCUUUGAAGCUUUGUUUGGUUUAUGUUUUAAUUUGGGGUUUUCAGUCAAUGCUUUCUCUACUGCUCUCCGGUGAAGCUGACACGUUAUUUAAUGUAUAUUCUCUCUAUGUGAGUAUACAAAUAACGACUCUGUUACCCGAUGGAUGCUAUUCCAGAGAAGUGGAAGGACUGAGCAGUAGUGUAGAAAGCAUAACAUGCUAUGAAUUAAAGAGUAUUUUAGGUCUAGCAAAAUGCAUUAUGAAUAUGACUUCAUGCAGUAUGAGUGUAAGUAUGCAGAGAUAAAAAGGUAUAUAUAUAAAUUAUAUAUAUAUAUAAAGUUUUGUUUUAACUAAAACAGUAUAAAAGUUGAUAGAGAUACAACUAAGGUGUUGA
This is a messenger RNA of Platichthys flesus (European flounder), 9015 nucleotides long. RefSeq names its product SH3 and multiple ankyrin repeat domains protein 1-like. The transcript has 26 exons. The record is from RefSeq and is a predicted model, not a curated record. Gene Ontology annotation, cellular component: postsynaptic density; dendritic spine; postsynaptic membrane. Gene Ontology annotation, molecular function: synaptic receptor adaptor activity; ionotropic glutamate receptor binding. Lineage: Eukaryota; Metazoa; Chordata; Actinopteri; Pleuronectiformes; Pleuronectidae.